CUGCGUUUCCAAAACACGUUUUCUCUCCUUUCACCAGAAAAAAAAAAACAAAAUCUUUCGAUAUUUUCUCACUUGUUUUUAAAUUAAAUUCUCGUGAUAAAUCUCUCACAAGUUUUUUUUUUAGUUUUGAUUCUGUCGAAAUCUCUUCCUAAGAAACCGAGAAACCUACCUUGAUUCUCAAGUUUAUCAUCCUUUUAUAAAUCUUUUUAUUUUGUUUCUCUUUUCAUUUUGAUGCGAAUAUUGUGAGAGAGAGGAAAAAAAACUUGUGAUGGACGAGUUACAAGAGUACAUGGACUUCCGACCAUUAAAGUACUCAGAACACAAAACAUCUGUCACCAAAUACACCAAAACGUCACCGGAAACUCGACCCGACUCAGUAAAAAUCGUUCGCGUCUCUGUGACCGAUCCUUACGCAACCGACUCAUCAAGCGACGAAGACGAACAAGAACAAGAAGACUUCCUCUUUCCUCGCCGGCGAGUCAGGAGGUUCGUCAACGAGAUCAGAGUCGAGCCAGGACGCAGCGAUACCGACGUUGCCGGAGGAGUCUCGACGAAGGAGAGGAAGAGACUCUCGUCUCCGGCGUUGGCGUCGAAUCGCCGCCGUGCUCUCAAAGUGUCGACCACCUCGGGACAAAACGGGAGGAAGUUCCGCGGCGUUAGGCAGCGGCCGUGGGGGAAAUGGGCGGCGGAGAUUCGAGAUCCGGAGCAGAAGCGGAGGCUCUGGCUCGGGACUUUCGAGACGGCGGAGGAAGCAGCGUUGGUUUACGAUAACGCGGCUAUUAGACUCCGUGGACCGGACGCUCUAACCAACUUCUCUGUACCGCCUGAAGAGUCAGAACCGGAACAGUCGGUUAUUGUUAAACCGGAAAGCAACAUUACGACGACAACAACGUCCUGUUCCGAAUCAACUGAAGAUUUUCAACAUGUUUCGUCUCCGACAUCGGUUCUCAAUCUCCAAUCAUCAGAAGAAAUACAACAACCGUUUAAAUCAGCUAAACCGGAACCGGAAAUUUCGGAUGCGGUUUGGUGGCAUACCGGGGUUAGUUCCGGUUCAGGUGAAUCAGAUGAUUCGUUUAUGUUGGAUAGUUCGUUUCUAGACAACUAUUUCAACGAAUCACUACCGGAGUUUUCAAUGCUCGAUCAACCAAUGGGUGAAGUAUUUUUGGAAAAUGAUAUCUUCGGUGAUGCUUUCUUGGAUGGUGAAAGUAUGAUGAACAUUGGAGAUGAUGAGUUUACUACUUCCAGUAUCAAAGAUAUUGGUUCAGUGUUCAGUGAAUUUGAUGAUUCAUUGAUAUCAGAUCUGUUGGUCGUUUAGUAUCAUGAGUGAGAGAGAAUAAGAGAAACCGUAGCAAAUAUGUAUGGUGCGACCAAACAACAAUUUUGAUGUUUUUAUUUAAUGAGCUUUUUAAUAUUUAAUAAUUUAGUUUUGUCAGGAGCUUGUAAAACAAUUUUUGGAGGAAUAGUGGGGAAAAUAGUUAAUGAGUUUUGUUCUUAUUCAAUAAUUAAAUGUGUUUUGUUCUUAUUCAAUAAUUAAAUGUGUUCUUAGUUGCA
Messenger RNA from Raphanus sativus (radish), 1551 nucleotides. RefSeq names its product ethylene-responsive transcription factor CRF3-like. The transcript has a single exon. Bases 269 to 1315 code for a protein of 348 amino acids. NCBI's taxonomy places the organism in Eukaryota, Viridiplantae, Streptophyta, Magnoliopsida, Brassicales, Brassicaceae. Gene Ontology annotation, biological process: regulation of DNA-templated transcription. Gene Ontology annotation, molecular function: DNA-binding transcription factor activity; DNA binding. The record is from RefSeq and is a predicted model, not a curated record.